UUUACCGCAUGUGACAAUGGUGAAAUCAGAAUUUCAACAAACCGGGAUUUUGUCAUUUUCGUAAGGCUCAUCACGUGGCUUCCCGCUUCCCAUGAUGCACCGGGGCGCGUGUAUCGUAUCGUGACGUGUCGUCGUUCGGUCAGAUUCCCCGAGUUUACGUGGAGCAGUGUGCGGAAGAGUGUGUCAGCGGCGUUCGUUCCCGUCACUCGCUGUUAGGCAUUCUGUUCGUGGUGCAGUUCGUCUGUAAUCGUCGUUGAAGAAUCCAUCUGCGCCUGUACACUGGGUCUUACUAAAAAGAACCUUUGACUUUACAUCAACUUCGAUACAGUCAAAAUCAACCAAAAUGCCUGCAGCUCCAAGUUCCACAUCUGUUGGGGCAGGAGGACGAUCCCCCAGCAAAGUAGUCGCUCCCAGAGCCAGUGGUGGAGGUACGGUCAGACAGCGAAAAACAGCUCCUGCUACCUCAGCCAGGAAUCGUAACACCGGCACAAGCUCUGGUGGCAUGUGGAGGUUUUACACCGAUGAUUCUCCUGGCAUCAAAGUUGGACCUGUGCCUGUCCUAGUGAUGUCUCUUUUGUUCAUCGCAUCUGUUUUCAUGCUCCAUAUUUGGGGAAAAUACACUCGCUCCUAAUUAUCCUGAGUAUUGACGUGCAAUUUAAAAAUUAAACCGAGAUAAGACAUGAACUAUGCCCUAUGUGAUUUGUGCACGAGUAAUCGUUACCUAUAUCAUAAUGUACGGAGCAAGGAAGAACACUUUUUC
Messenger RNA from Diprion similis, 760 nucleotides. It is a transcript of the gene Sec61beta, whose product is annotated as protein transport protein Sec61 subunit beta. Gene Ontology annotation, cellular component: Sec61 translocon complex. The record is from RefSeq and is a predicted model, not a curated record. Bases 344 to 631 code for a protein of 95 amino acids. The transcript is spliced from 3 exons. Gene Ontology annotation, biological process: intracellular protein transport. Lineage: Eukaryota; Metazoa; Arthropoda; Insecta; Hymenoptera; Diprionidae.